GCGCCAUGUUGCGAGCGGAAGCGGGGAGUGAGCGGCGCUGAGGCAGGGUAGCUCCGCCGGGCGGGAGGCUGAGAGGAGGCGGCGGCGGCGGCGGCCAGAGCCAGGCAGGGCUCUCCACUGGCCGGGGCGCCGCACCGCUACGCUCCCGCACUAGGGCUCCGCGCCCUGCCCUAGUCCCUCGCCCCGCGGGGGCGCUUGAAAGGGAGCGCGGCGGCGGCGCCGAGCCGGGACGAUGCCGCUAGCGCAGCUGGCGGACCCCUGGCAGAAGAUGGCUGUGGAGAGCGCGGCCGACAGCAGCACAGAGAAUGGGCAGCAAAUUAUGGAUGAACCUAUGGGAGAAGAAGAGAUUAAUCAGCUAACUGAAGAAGGCAAUAUCAAAGAGAUUGCAAUAACACAUCAUGUAAAGGAAGGACAUGAGAAAGCAGACCCUUCACAGUUUGAACUUCUUAAGGUUCUAGGACAGGGUUCUUUUGGAAAGGUAUUUCUUGUCAAAAAAAUCUCAGGAUCAGAUGCAAGACAGCUUUAUGCAAUGAAGGUAUUAAAAAAAGCCACACUGAAAGUUCGAGAUCGGGUUCGGACAAAAAUGGAACGUGACAUCUUAGUGGAAGUUAAUCAUCCUUUUAUUGUCAAGUUACAUUAUGCUUUUCAAACAGAAGGAAAGCUAUACCUUAUUUUGGAUUUUCUCAGGGGAGGAGACUUGUUUACACGCUUAUCCAAAGAGGUGAUGUUCACAGAAGAAGACGUCAAAUUCUACUUGGCUGAAUUAGCACUUGCUUUAGACCAUCUACAUAGUCUUGGAAUAAUAUACAGGGACCUAAAGCCAGAGAAUAUACUUCUUGACGAAGAAGGACAUAUCAAAUUGACAGAUUUUGGCUUAAGCAAAGAGUCCAUUGAUCAUGAAAAGAAAGCGUAUUCCUUCUGUGGGACAGUAGAAUAUAUGGCACCAGAGGUAGUUAAUCGAAGAGGCCACACACAGAGUGCAGACUGGUGGUCUUUUGGUGUUUUAAUGUUUGAAAUGCUCACGGGUACUCUACCUUUCCAAGGGAAAGACAGAAAAGAAACCAUGACUAUGAUUCUCAAGUGAGUACACUCUUACUUCUGUUUUCUACAGGGAUGCCCUCUAGGCUGCAAAUCUAAUUUCUUCUCCCUCAUUUUCCAAGGUAUUGGUAAAUCCUCACUCCCUAUUCCUAUUCCACUUCAUAAAUUCCCUUUUCCACCCACCUAAUUUGCCUGUUCCUCCAAUCCUUUCCGUUACCAGUUGCAAAUAAUUUCGUAUUAUCCUUUUAAUCUAAUAUUUCCCUAAUUUAUAAGAAUAUCUUCUCAAGUCCCACCUUCUCCUCAAUUUUGUGCCCAUGAUAUUUCAUUAUCCUCUUCUGCCUUCCUAUUUAUUGCACCCUACACAUUUCUGACAUAACUCCAUCUUUUAAGAAAAUAGUCUCCCUCAUCUUUUCCUGUUUGUUCCCUUCUUCUCCCCCUGCUCCUUACAGUACCUCCAUUGCCAACGAUGCUCUCCCCUGAUACCUUCCCCCCAGCUUUCCAAAAUCUGCGUCCACCUUUGACCCUCAUGAACUUGCGCCAUCUCUAAGCUUUUGAGUCAUCUUACUGACAGUAUCCUUGACUGUUUUCCGUAUGGGCUUUGGGUUUGCUUUCGCUAUAGCAUGGAAAUUGCUUACCGUUGUGUAGUUAAUGAUCUUAUUUCUGCUAACAAAGACUUGCUGUCUCUCCUUGAUCUCAGUACAAUCUUUGAUAUUGUGGAACUCUUCCCCUUCCAGACUUUGUCUUUACUUGUGAAGGAAUCUCCGGUUUCUUCUUAUCAGGGCUGCAUUCCUACCUAUCAAGCUAUUAUUUCUGUUUCUCUUUAACUGUUCCGUGCUAAGACCCUUCCACUGGGGAAUCUGACAAGGCUCAGCUCUCGAUCCCUCACUCUGUUUUCCCCCUUCUGUCAUUUUAUCUAUAACCUCAGUCUUAGCUACUUCUCAGGGGUCGACAACCUUCUGCAU
Molecule: messenger RNA, 2000 nt
Organism: Chelonoidis abingdonii (Abingdon island giant tortoise)
Lineage: Eukaryota; Metazoa; Chordata; Testudines; Testudinidae
Source: RefSeq, a predicted model, not a curated record